AUAGAGCCAAGACCUCGACCGAAGUGGGGGCCUCUCCGUAAGCAACAUGGACCCACUAGCCACGCGCGUGCUGCUGUUCAACAUACUAAACCCCGCAUACGCCGUGAACGCAGACAUUAUACAUCAGAUAUGCACCCCACACGGAGCCGUGUGCAAGAUAGUUGUGUUUACUAAGACCGGGCUGCAGAGUCUGGUAGAGUUUGACUGUGUGACUGCGGCCAUCCGCACCAAAGAGGCGCUGGAGGGUGCGGAGAUAUACGCGGGUUGCUGUGAACUAAAGAUAGAUUUCUCGAGGACGCCCGAGCUGAAUGUGCGGUUUAACGAUGAGAUGCACCGCAACUACACGGGACAACAAAUGCCUGACCAACGAAGACCCUCAUUCAACCAACCCCCCCCCCCCACG
This is a messenger RNA of Sphaeroforma arctica JP610, 403 nucleotides long. RefSeq lists its product as hypothetical. The record is from RefSeq and is a predicted model, not a curated record. Gene Ontology annotation, cellular component: nucleus. NCBI's taxonomy places the organism in Eukaryota, Ichthyosporea, Ichthyophonida. Gene Ontology annotation, biological process: regulation of RNA splicing. Gene Ontology annotation, molecular function: mRNA binding. The transcript has a single exon. The annotation marks the transcript as partial.